AUGCUCGCUGCUCGACGUCUACGCAUCUCGGCCAUCACGAAACCCUUGUCCAGGGCAAACACGACUCUGCAAUCGUCUGCUCCGGCAUCUCCAUCAGCUCCUCCACCCCCUUCCAAACCAACAUCGACCGGGUCCAAUGGCAAGGCAAAGGUUUCGGAGACUGUUGUAUCCUCCACUGGCGACGCGAAUAGCUCCACCACUACUGAAAAGCCCGCUAGACUGACUCUUGGGAAGGAGCAUCCUACACUUUCAAAAUGGCAGACCCGCCGUCUCCGCAAAAAACGCGCGAUGUACCCCGCCAUACGACCUUCCAUCAGCCUCGAACGACCACGCGAAUGGCAUAGACCUAUAGCCCGAGGAGUGUUGCCGGCGUAUGACGAGGCGUUGAGGGUGAUCAGUCGUGACGCCAAGAUUGUGCAGAAGGAGGCCAGUGAAUUGCGCGCGAAGCUGGACAAGGGAGAGUUUAGUGGCGAAGCGGAGGUCCAGGCAAAGGAGAAGUUGGAAAUCUUGGAUAUCAUGGGCCACGUCAACUUGCCUGACGUGAGGUGGAAGGCUCGGAAUGGUCUUGGUGCGUGCUUAUUAUGGUCUUCGGACUUGAGCAAGCCCGUGUACAGGCAUUUGGUUGAGAAACGGUGGAGAGAGGAGGGUGCGCUUGACCUCUUGAUGGAACGCAUUUACCAAAUGAAAGUCGUGCCGGACGUUCUUCCUGACCUACGCCCCGACAUUGAUAUACGUAUCAACUUCCCCGAGGCUCAUACCAGCGAGGCGAAGCGUGCGCGCGCUAAGCAACGUUAUGCUCCCGUCGAACCGGGUGUGUAUCUUGUAAACGAGCAGACAACAAAUCCCCCAAGAGUCUACGCCACGGUCUUCCACACUGAGCCCAAACUCUAUACCCUCCUCAUGGUGGACCCUGAUGUCCCUGACACCGAGAGCCAGUCCUUCACGACGUACCUUCAUUGGCUCCAACCCAACAUCUCCCUCUCCGCCUCCACCCCCAUGCCACUCUCGCUCUCCACGCCACACGUCCCAUACAUUCCGCCCCACCCCGCCAAAGGCACGCCCUACCACCGCUACACCCUCCUCCUCCUUCCCCAAUCCUCCACCGAGCCCAUCACGCUCCCGCAGCUCACCGAGGACGCAAGGCUCGACUUCAACGUCCGCGAGUUCGUAGCCAAGUACGGGUUGAACUUGACCGGCGGCGGCGCGCACAUGUGGAGGUCUGUCUGGGAUGAGGCGUCCAGUAAGAUCUGGCAGGAUGUCAUCAAAAAACCCGAGCCUAAGUUCGGCCAUAUGCCCAAGCCUGAUCCCUAUGCAGAGAUCAAGGGCAAGAGCAAGUACUUCCUGGAGCAGUAGACAUAGACAAAACGUUGCUGCUCGUCGACUUGCCUCACAUCGUCCAGUAUCAUACUUUCCGCGUACUUUUUAGGGGUAUCUCCCACACUUCUAAUAAAACACAUCACCCUG
Stereum hirsutum FP-91666 SS1 is the source of this 1464-nucleotide messenger RNA. Its product is annotated as PEBP-like protein. The coding region runs from base 1 to 1353 and encodes 450 amino acids. Lineage: Eukaryota; Fungi; Basidiomycota; Agaricomycetes; Russulales; Stereaceae. The record is from RefSeq and is a predicted model, not a curated record. The transcript is spliced from 7 exons.